GUGCCAGAGCUCGACGCUGACAGCUAUCCCAUAUAGAGGUAGCGCUCAGUUAUCUUCCGGUGACAUAAUAUUUUGAUCACUGCUAAGGGCAGGUUUUAAUCUGAUUUAGUUUCGGCCCUUCUCUGUGCACCUUCUCCCUCCAGGGCCUCUCCAAUAUGGAGAGCUUCGAUAACAUAUACCUCGAUCUCUCGAGACAGCCUGGAAAAUGCAAACUUGCAGAGAGCGGGUUGGGGUGGAAGCCUUCAGGUGCAGGUGACACCUUCACGAUCGAUAAGAGCAACAUUGGUGCGGCUCAAUGGAGUCGGGCGGCAAAGGGGUUUGAACUCAAGAUCUUGUCGCGCUCGUCGGGCGUGAUUCAGUUAGAUGGAUUCGACCAGGAGGCUUUCGAACGUGUAUCCAAAGCAUUCAAGGUCUGGUAUGGCGUGAACGUCGAAAGUCGCGAACACGCACUGCGUGGCUGGAACUGGGGAAAGGCAGAGUUCACCAAGGCGGAGCUCACCUUCAACGUGCAGAACCGGCCCGCGUUCGAAGUCCCCUACUCGGAAAUCUCAAACACAAACCUAGCAGGCCGGAAUGAAGUCGCGGUUGAAUUUUCUCUACCGUCUGAACAAGCGAACGGCGCCGACAACCAGCCGGCUGGAAGUACCAAAAACCGCGGCAGGAAGGCUGCAGCCGGGCCUGACGAGCUUGUCGAGAUGAGAUUUUACAUUCCCGGCACGGCGGUGAAGAAAGAGAAAGGUGGCGAAGAGGGCCAGGAUGAUGAGGAAGAGGAGGGAGAGGAGGUUGAAGAGCAGAACGCGGCAAACCUUUUCUACGAGACGCUCAUGGAUAAGGCUGAAAUUGGAGAUGUCGCAGGCGAUACAUUCGCUACCUUCCUGGAUGUCCUUCAUCUUACUCCUAGGGGUCGGUUUGAUAUUGAUAUGUACGAGUCCUCCUUCCGUUUACGCGGAAAGACCUACGACUACAAGAUCCAAUACUCUGCCAUCAAAAAGUUCUUUCUGCUGCCCAAGAACGACGACACGCAUACACUGAUCGUCCUGGGUCUGGAUCCACCUCUUCGACAGGGUCAGACUCGCUACCCGUUCCUUGUCAUGCAGAUGAAGCUGGAUGAAGAAAUUAGCCUCGAGCUGAACAUGACCGAAGAGCUACUGCAAUCACGCUACAAAGACAAAUUGGAGCCUCGUUACGAAGAGCCCAUUCACCAAGUUGUCACCAAGAUUUUCCGUGGGCUGUCUGGCAAGAAGGUUAUCAUGCCUUCGAGAGACUUCGUCAGCCACCAUGGCCACAGCGGAGUGAAAUGCUCAAUUAAAGCCAACGAGGGCCUCCUUUACUUUUUGGAUAAGAGCUUCAUCUUUGUUCCGAAGCCCGCUACCUACAUUCAAAUCGAGAACAUUUCUGUCAUUACCAUGUCCCGCGUCGGCGGCGCCGUGUCGGCCAGCAGAACCUUUGACAUCACCAUCACCCUCAAGGCCGGAAUGGGUGAACACCAGUUCAGCAACAUUAACCGCGAGGAACAACAACCGCUGGAAGACUUUUUCAAGGCAAAGAACAUUCGGUUCAAGAAUGAGAUGGCUGACGAUUCAUCGGCGUUAAUUGCCGCCGCGCUGGAUAACGACGAGCUCAUGGGAUCUAGUGACGAUGAGGGUGGCCGCGCUGACCGGGGAUCAGCGGACGAGGACGAGGAAUCCGUCGACGAAGACUUCGAAGCCGACUCCGAGUCUGACGUGGCGGAGGAAUUCGACUCGGACCAUGAAAGCAGCGGCAGCGGCAGCGGCAGCGAUGCUGAGAUGGACGACGCGUCAGAGGGCGGGGGCGAGUCCGACGAGGAAGAGGACCAGCGGCCCAAGAAGAAAUCCAAGGUUGGCGGCAAAUAG
Penicilliopsis zonata CBS 506.65 is the source of this 1874-nucleotide messenger RNA. RefSeq lists its product as hypothetical. The record is from RefSeq and is a predicted model, not a curated record. Gene Ontology annotation, molecular function: nucleosome binding; DNA binding; histone binding. Lineage: Eukaryota; Fungi; Ascomycota; Eurotiomycetes; Eurotiales; Aspergillaceae. The transcript is spliced from 8 exons. Gene Ontology annotation, cellular component: FACT complex; nucleus. The coding region runs from base 156 to 1874 and encodes 572 amino acids.